Messenger RNA from Tupaia belangeri chinensis (Chinese tree shrew), 1727 nucleotides. RefSeq names its product tRNA methyltransferase O (gene TRMO). Lineage: Eukaryota; Metazoa; Chordata; Mammalia; Scandentia; Tupaiidae. The transcript has 6 exons. The record is from RefSeq and is a predicted model, not a curated record. Bases 450 to 1538 code for a protein of 362 amino acids.
GUGGAGCCGGAUGACGUCAUCUCACACGUUCCGUAUCUGGUACCAGCUCUGUACUGUCUGCCCAGAGCAGGCACGUGUAGUGUAACCGCCUUUCUCUUGCGGAGUUUUAUCUGCGUCCAGCUGGCGUCAUGCGGGUUAAGAAUUAAUAAAUGCCGUGACAGAGAGGCGUUCUGUGCCUCAGGAAAUAAAGAGGGACAAGGAGGGAAGUUUGGAGGGAGGAAUAGUUUUAAACCCAGCCUGGAAAGAUAGGGAGCUUAUGUUCUGGAGAGGCAGACAGUUACUGGAUCAAGCCUAGCCCAAAAUGGAAUCUUUUAACUGAGCCCAUAGGUUACUUGGAAUCCUGUUUCUCGGCUAAGAAUGGUACACCAAGGCAGCCAUCCAUUUGCAGUCAUUCGCGGGCCUGUUUAAGGAUUAGAAAGAGCAUCUUUAAUAAUCCUGAACAUUCCUUGAUGGGCCUAGAACAAUUUUCUCAUGUUUGGAUUUUGUUUGUUUUUCACAAAAAUGGUCAUUUGAGCUGUAAGGCGAAAGUGCAGCCCCCUAGGCUGAAUGGGGCAAAGACUGGAGUUUUUUCCACAAGGAGCCCUCAUCGUCCCAAUGCCAUAGGACUGACCCUGGCCAAGCUGGAAAAGGUAGAAGGUGGAACUAUAUACCUUUCUGGAAUUGACAUGAUACAGGGCACACCUGUACUAGACAUAAAGCCCUACAUAGCGGAGUAUGACUCACCACAGAACUUGAUGGAGCCUUUAGGGGACUUUGAUUUACAGAACAGUGAACAUAAAGCAGAAACUGUGCCCUGGUCUGACGACAAGCCUGAAGAGUACCGUGAGCUCCAACCCUACAGUAGCACUAAGGAGAAACCUAAGUGCCCUGAAGACAGGAAUUCAGAAGGAAACUGCCUGAAACAUGACAACACAUCGAAAAUCCGGCGAACCUUGCCUAAGGACAGGGAGAGAGUAGCAGAUCCUGGUUUGGAAUCAAGAAGUGGUCAGAGUCCAAGUGUGGCAGAAGACCAAAGUUGCCCAUGUCAUCUGGAGAGGAGUUUUCCAGAGGAAGAUACAGAUAAGAGGCCGAGAGGAGGGGAAGGAGCAGCGGCCCUGCAAGGAAGCAGUUCAGAGGAGCAGCCUGUGGCGCCUCUGUGCCCUGCCAGGAGGGGUACGGGAGGCCCCCAGAGUGUGGUUCCUGCCUGGGUGAAAGAGGCCCCGGCGGCCGCUCUAGAAGUGCGGUUUACUCCUCACGCGGAGAUGGACCUUGAACAGCUCAGUUCAGGAGGUGGACCAGAUGUUGCCCAGGUGUCGUUUAAAUAUUUUCAGUCAGCAGAGGAAGCGAAGCAUGCCAUCGAGGCUGUGCUGUCAGCCGACCCUCGCUCUGUGUAUCGCCGCAAGCUGUGCCAGGAUCGCCUUUUCUACUUCACUGUGGACAUCGCGCACGUCACCUGCUGGUUUGGUGAUGGUUUUGCAGAGGUUCUAAGGAUCAAGCCAGCUUCCGAGCCUGUUCAGGUGACUGACCCUGUGGCGUCCUUGGAGUCCCUGGGCUCUUAAGGAACCUCCAUUGCAUCUUUAAGACAGCCUCGUGGACCUUUGGAUAUGACUUCUGGAUUUUCUGUACAAGCUAGUGUUGCUCCUUCUUUGUAGGAAGGAGCAACACUUUGUGAUCUCACUCCUUUGACCCAUUUUCAGAUUAUUUAUUUGAAAAACAUGCAUUUUAAUAAAAUUAACUGAGAUAAAAUA